This is a messenger RNA of Cololabis saira (Pacific saury), 5731 nucleotides long. It is a transcript of the gene adcy1a, whose product is annotated as adenylate cyclase 1a. The record is from RefSeq and is a predicted model, not a curated record. The transcript has 20 exons. Lineage: Eukaryota; Metazoa; Chordata; Actinopteri; Beloniformes; Belonidae. Gene Ontology annotation, cellular component: plasma membrane. Gene Ontology annotation, biological process: intracellular signal transduction; adenylate cyclase-activating G protein-coupled receptor signaling pathway; cAMP biosynthetic process. Gene Ontology annotation, molecular function: adenylate cyclase activity. The coding region runs from base 591 to 4097 and encodes 1168 amino acids.
UCCUGGGAAGAUUCAAUUGCACGCGCUUUAAUGAUGGACGCGUGUCAUCUGCAAGUGGAAAGAGAAAAGGACACUAUCAUUAUAAUGAUGAUGAUCCAUUUGCUCUGCCUGGCCGGCCAGGGAAGCUCAGUAUAGCUGCCCUAUAGUCAAUUCGUCUUGACUGUGCGUGUCGGUAUAUAGCUCAGACGUGUCUUAUCUUCACCUCAUAAUGCGCAGGCGUGAUCCUAUCUGAGCCCCGCAAAAAGCUGUUUCCACCAGAACUGCGUCGUGCAUGCGCGCUGAUCCUCAUGUGGGGCUCAAACGAAUGAUAAAAUUGUUAUUUUUGGAGGAGGGUUUUUUUUUUUUUGGCAGCGGGUCGUCUUCAAAGACACUCGGGAAAUGAAGACAUGCUCGAUCAUAGCUGAGCUUCCCAGACAAGCCGGUCCAACCUGUGGAUAGAGGAGCGCGUCUGCGGCCAGCGGCCAAGCUUUUCCUCUUAUCUGGGACGCUCAGCUCAGUCUCAGCCUCCUCCAGUCUACCUGUCUGGGUCGGCGUGUGUAGAUCCGGGGGGGCUUCUGUCGGCUCCAAAGCUGUGUGCAGGAAUUCAGUUUAUGAAUGGCACUGACAUGGAGGAAAUACCGUUUCAGAAAGUCAAAACCAGGCGGAAGAGAAGUCACUGUCCCCCGGGCGUCCCUCUGACCACCAUCGUGUGCGAGGACGAGUUCGACUGCAAGGAGCUCGAGUCUCUUUUCCAGAACUACAACCUGAAACUGGAGCAGACUUCCACCCUCAAAGCCCUGGCGGUGCUCAUCUUCAUGUCCUCGACCCUGGCCGUGGUGGAGUUGCUGUCCGGCCCCAGCCUCACCAUCUCCAAGGGCUCGCACCCGGUCCACUGCGUGGUCUUCGUGUCCCUUUUCAUCGUGACUAACGUCAAGUACCUGCAGGUGACUCAGCUGCAGCAGAUCGUCAACCUGACGCUGCUUUUCGGCUUCACCUUCUCCUUCCUGUGCUGUCCCUUCUCCCUGGGCGCGAUGGGGCUGGAGCCCCCCACGUCCCCGGAGCAGGGCGUGUGGCAGCUCAUCCUGGUCACCUUCGUCGCCUACGCGCUCCUGCCGGUGCGGACGCUCUUAGCGAUCGUGUUUGGGAUAAUGGUCUCCAUUUCGCAUUUAAUUGUGACUGCCACUUCUGUCACAGUGAAAACACAGAAACUAUGGAGAACGUUGGUUGCCAACACAGUGCUGUUCACCAGUGUCAACCUGUCUGGGCUGUUUGUGCGCAUCCUGACCGAGCGAGCCCAGCGGAAAGCCUUCCUGCAGGCUCGCAACUGCAUCGAGGAGAAGCUCCAUAUGGAGGAUGAAAACGAGAAACAGGAGCGCCUGCUAAUGAGUCUGUUGCCCAGGAACGUAGCUAUGGAGAUGAAAGAGGAUUUCCUGAAGCCCCCUGAAAGGAUCUUUCACAAAAUCUACAUCCAGCGUCAUGACAAUGUCAGUAUCCUGUUUGCAGAUAUAGUUGGCUUCACCAGCCUGGCCUCUCAGUGUACAGCACAGGAACUGGUUAAGCUGUUAAAUGAGCUGUUUGGAAAGUUUGAUGAGCUCGCCACGGAGAACCACUGUCGCAGGAUUAAGAUCCUGGGGGACUGUUACUACUGCGUGUCCGGCCUGACCCAACCCAAGACUGACCACGCUCACUGCUGUGUGGAAAUGGGUCUGGAUAUGAUUGAUACUAUCACUUCAGUAGCUGAGGCCACAGAAGUCAAUCUUAACAUGCGCGUGGGCUUGCACACCGGUCGAGUCCUAUGUGGUGUGCUGGGCCUCAGGAAAUGGCAGUAUGACGUUUGGUCAAAUGAUGUUACGCUGGCCAAUGUGAUGGAAGCUGGUGGACUACCAGGGAAAGUUCACAUCACCAGAUCAACACUUGAGUGCCUAAACGGAGACUACGAGGUGGAGCCUGGAAAUGGUCACGAAAGGAACCCCUUUCUCCAAAAACAUGAAAUAGAAACCUUCUUUAUUGUGCCAUCUCACCGACGGAAGAUAUUCCCAGGGUUGAUUCUUUCGGAUAUAAAGCCCGCCAAAAAGAUGAAGUUCAAAACUGUGUGCUACUUGCUAGUGCAGCUCAUGCACUGCAGGAAGAUGUUCAAGGCUGAGAUUCCCUUCUCCAAUGUCAUGAACUGCGAGGAUGGUGAUAAGCGGAGGGCCAUGCGAACGGCUCCACAGAAGCUGAGGAACCGCACCAACGCUAACCAGGCUAACUUGAUCCAGAGUAGCCCCAGAACCCGGGUCAACCGCUACAUCGGACGCCUGAUUGAGGCCCGCCAGACCGAGUCAGACACGGCAGACCUCAACUUCCUCACACUUAUGUAUAAGUGCUCUGAGCGCGAGCAGAGGUACCACCAGGUUCCUGAUGAGAACUUCACCAGUGCAGUGGUCCUUUCUCUCAUCCUAGCUGCCUUGUUUGGCCUUGUUUAUCUUCUCAUUAUACCACAGGGCACAGUGGUACUUGUCCUACUCGUCUUCUGCAUCUGUUUCCUAGUAGCUUGUAUCAUGUACCUGCAUAUUACUAGAGUACAGUGUUUUCCAGGGUGCCUGACCAUUCAGAUUCGCACUGCUCUCUGUCUUCUCAUAGUGCUCUUAAUCUACGCUGUGGCCCAGGCCUGUGUGGUGGGCUGCAUGCCCUGGAUGUGGGGUAGUGCCAACGCAAACAGUUCCAUCAUCAUUAUUGACGUGGACAGCGGCGCUAAUCACACUAUGGCAGAGCUGCCGUGUGACGGCGCCCGCUACGCCUUUCUGUCCUGCGUGGUGGGAACUCUCACCCUAGCACUUUUCCUGCGUGUCUCCUGGUUGCCAAAGAUGGCGCUGAUGCUUCUUUUGGGGGUGCUGUAUGUCACUGUUCUGGAGCUCAGCGGUUUCCGGAAGAACGCAGGUGGGGGGUCCUUCCACAUACGGGGCUAUGAGCCCAUCCUGUCUCUGUUGCUCUUUGUCAGUGCCCUGUCCCUCCACUCCAGGCAACUUGACCUCAAACUGCGCUUGGACUUCCUAUGGGCUGUACAGGCGGAGGAGGAAAGAGAUGGAAUGGAGAAAGUAAAGCUGGACAAUAGGAGGAUCCUCUUCAAUCUUCUGCCUGCACACGUGGCUCAGCACUUCUUAAUGUCAAACCCCAGAAACAUGGUGAGCCACGCUAAUACACAGGCAGUAAGGCAGACAGACCAGCAGGAUCUGUACUAUCAGUCCUAUGCACAAGUUGGUGUCCUUUUCGCCUCCAUUCCAAACUUUAAUGAUUUCUACAUUGAGCUGGAUGGUAACAACAUGGGAGUUGAGUGCCUGAGACUGCUAAAUGAGAUCAUUGCUGACUUUGAUGAGCUCAUGGACAAGGAGUGCUACAAAGAAAUUGAGAAAAUAAAAACUAUUGGCAGCACAUAUAUGGCAGCUGUGGGACUCGUGCCUACCAUCGGUACCAAGGCCAAAAAAUCAGUUUAUGACCAUCUGAGCACAAUAGCAGACUACGCCAUUGAAAUGUUUGAUGUUUUGGAUGAAAUCAACUACCAAUCAUACAAUGAGUUUGUGUUGAGAGUGGGUAUAAAUGUAGGUCCGGUGGUUGCAGGCGUGAUUGGGGCACGGCGACCUCAGUAUGACAUCUGGGGUAACACGGUCAACGUGGCCAGUCGGAUGGACAGCACUGGCGUACCAGGGAAAAUACAGGUAACUGAGGAGGUUUACCGGCUGCUGAACAGCAACUACGACCUAGUGUGUCGUGGCAAGAUCAGUGUCAAAGGUAAAGGCGAGAUGCUUACUUACUUUCUGGAGGGGAAGGUUCAGUGCAUUGGGACUGUGACAACUUCAUCGGUGAUGCGUUCCGCCAGCCUGGCGCGUAGGAUCCACUCCUGUGGUAAGACGAGCGUCCCGACCAAUCUGGGCAGCGUCUCCUCCGCCGCUAGCCUGACUGCUCAUGCCAGCAUGGGCAGCAACAUUCAGAUGAACGCUGCCAACAGCAGCAACAGCCAAGUGACAUGCCUGCCUUCGCCCUGUGUGCCCGCGCUGGGUGAGGAGGACGAAGAGGACGACAUAGAGCUUACGCAGAUUCAAAUUCAGGCUGUGGCGGCUGUUGCAGAUGUAGCAGUGUAGGAUGGAGUGCAAAAAAUAAAUAAAGUAAAGCCUGCCUUGCAGCUAGAGAGCCUUGGCCUGAAGCCUGCAGGAGUCCGGGCUGUCCAGGCAUUCCUAAUAAAUCCUGACCCGCUGACAAACCCAGGUUGGCUCAUUCAGGAUAUGAACUUCCCAAGACAUAAAACCAUGAUAUGGACAAUCAUACUUGUUUUUAAAGAUUUUUAAUCGGUUGCUACUCUUCGGAAGCAAGAGAUGUGGAUUAACGAGACAGGCACCUGCAAUCUUGAAUGCUCUUUUAACAUCUCUAUAUCAGAUUAUUAGAUUUGUAGUGUUCUUGGGUUCAUUCAGAUCCAGGUCUAAUGUGCAUCUUUGUUUUAUAUGAAGUGCAUAUUCUGUGUAUGAGGGAUAUAAUACUGAUUACGCUACUGCUUUUGCACUGUCUUUUGAUCAUGCCAAGGAUAUAUUGCAUUAUUUACAGUGUAAAAUGGUGUUGUUUCUCUUUGGUGUAUGUAAGCAUGCAUGUGUGUACUUGUAUGCGUGUGGGUGUGUCUGUAUAUGUGUGUAUGUGUGUAUGCAUGCAUGGUCAAUUCUCAGUCAUAAUGAAACAGCACAAAAUCCUUUUUUAUACCUAGCACUCACUGGAUAAAGUAGGCUUUUUAUGAUUCAUAUUUAUAGUUCAUAUAGAAAAGGACUUUUUAAGAGUUGACAGCCAUAGUAAUGACACUUUUCGAAAGGAAACCAAAGUUCAGAGCUUUCCAUAAAUCUCGAGUUUUAUUUCUUGUAUUGCCUCAACGGACGAGGAGGAAAGUGUUUCCACAGACUGACAAUAUUUGGCCCAUGUGACUCUUUCAUACAUCAUCAGUUGACCUUAAGUGUCUUUUUGAACCUGGGGAAGACGAAAUAAGGUUUCUUGAAUACCCGAUGUCCUGAUAUCACCCUGAUUAACAUCUGUUUACACAUCAGUAGUGGCUGCUUUGAUGGCAACGAGGCAAUAAGGGUCAAUAGGAGGAGCUAGUUUAUGCCAAAAGUUAACUAGUCACAAAAAAAGUAAAGAUAAACAUUUGACAAACGACCAAUACAUCCCUCACCUUGGUCACAAUAUACACUUAGAUGAAGCAGUUAAGGACAGCAUUCAUACAGAAAAAGAAAAGGGCACAAACUUGAUCAAAAGUAAAGCCCUUCCAGAAAUGCAUGACCUUUAAAUGCUCCACAUUUUCUUGAGGCCACAGAGACGUUGGUGCCGUGUCUGGCUCCUGUGUUUUUUCGAGGCAUUUACAUAGCUGUACUACUGCUUUUCACUACAUUAAAGCACCAGUAUGAGUUUCUAUAUUUACAAAAAAAAAAAGACAAGAAAAGUAAUAGCUUAAAAGAUCAGAUACCGUUUCAGAGCUACAACGCCGUUGAGAUAUCUUUUUAGCCGAUACAUUUAUGAGAGGAUAGACUUUUCACUUGAUUUGCAAAGUGUAAAUCCAUCAUGUUUCAAGUUGUUUGCCUUACUCAAUAAGCUUACAGUGAUUGCAACCUGCCUUUUUAGAUUUGUUCACUUUGAUAUGCAGAUUUUACUUUUUGUUUUUGUAAAUAGUCAAAAGCUGUAAAUUAUGUUGUAUCUUGUACAGUGUAAAGUUGGAUUAUUGAAUAUUUUAUAAUAAAGAAAA